Molecule: messenger RNA, 676 nt
Organism: Ananas comosus (pineapple)
Lineage: Eukaryota; Viridiplantae; Streptophyta; Magnoliopsida; Poales; Bromeliaceae
Product: two-component response regulator ORR6-like
Exons: 4
Coding region: 159-554 (131 amino acids)
Biological process (GO): phosphorelay signal transduction system; cytokinin-activated signaling pathway
Source: RefSeq, a predicted model, not a curated record
UUCCGAAUUAAAUCUAAUUUCUCAAAAAAAAAAAAGAAUAAAAUUCGAAGGUUAUAUAUACACCCCCAUACUAAGAACAACUUGUUAUGUAACCAGUUACUUAAUCAAACUUAGCUUUUUCUGAGACUUUUGAUUCCUCUUCGGAGGCGGCGACGGCGAUGGCGAUCGCGGCGACGGAGCAGGAGCUUCACGUACUGGCGGUGGACGAUAGCUCCGUCGAUCUCGCGGUGAUCGCGAAGCUUCUCCGGAGAUCGAAAUACAGAGUGACUACUGUGAAUAGCCCGAGAAGAGCAUUGGAUCUCCUUGGCUUGGAUCCGAAUGUUCACAUGAUAAUUACGGAUUAUUGGAUGCCUGAGAUGACUGGGUAUGAGCUCCUCAAAAGGGUCAAGCAGGAAUCCUCAGAGCUUAAGGAAAUACCAGUGGUGAUAAUGUCCUCCGAGAACGUCCCCAGUAGAAUCAACAUGUGUUUAAAGGAAGGGGCCAACGAUUUCCUGAUCAAGCCCGUUCAGCCGUCCGAUGUAUCGAAGCUGCGUAGCCGGGUGAUGCGACGAUAGCCGUCCGAUGAUCGGACCCUCUAUCGGCUUGUACUCUGCUUUCUCCUUUUGAUUUGUUGUCACUUUUUCUAAGAAUAGUGAGAUUAGAAAGAUUAGAUGAAAAAAGGGUAGUGCUCACUCUU